GGGAAAUCCUGUGAGUUAAAUUUAGCGUUCUGGGGAAAUGGUCGGUUAGGCGUCACUUGGUAAAUCGACAAUACCGAUCUCCAAUAGCAGUGACAGAUUUCUGCCCCUGUUAAUAGCUAAGACAAACUACAUAGCUCACAGCCAUGGCUUCACAAGAAGAAGUAGUGAAUGCUCCAGUGCUGGUGAAGACAGAAUUUGAGUUUGACGAGGUACCCAUUGGGAGAGGAGGAUUUGGUACAGUGUAUAGAGCCAGUCAUAAAGACUUUGGAAUUGUGGCAGUGAAAACUCUCAUCGACAAUGGAAUGCUCCCCCAAAAACACAUCAAAAUAUUAACCAAGGAAGCAAAAAAACUGAUACAAGUUUGUGGCCACCCUUCCAUACUGAAACUGUUAGGAACCAUCAUGGAAAAAGACAAUUACUCUUUAAUUCUCGAGUACAUGGCACUGGGGAGUUUAGUGGAUUUCCGUAAAGAAUUCAAUGUACAGUGGCCAGUGAUGUCUCGAAUAAUGACGGACAUUGCAUCAGGAAUGGAAUACUUACACACCCACAAUCCACAGAUACUUCAUCUGGAUCUUAAAGGGGAUAAUAUCUUACUUAACGGGCAGAUCCGUGCUAAGUUAGCAGACUUUGGCUUGUCAGAAUGGAGAACUAUUACCAUGACUGUGACCAGAGGAGGAGAGUCGGCCGGUGGCCGGAGAUGUACGGUCACCCACGUACCUCCUGAGAUCUGGUCAAAUGUGAACCUACCCUCCAGUACCCAUUUUGACAUCUACGGAUUCGGCAUAGCUCUCUGGGAAAUGCUGAGUGGCGGAGUCCCUUACAAAGGUGUGGCCGAUGAUUUGGUACGAUCAGCCGUGUUGAGUGGACAGCGUCCAGAUUUCUCCCAGAUACCCAAGGACUGUUCUCCUAAGUUUACACAACUAAUGACUAGAUGUUGGCACCAGAAGCCAGCCCAGCGUCCAUCAUUCACAGUGAUAAAGAAAGAAGUCGACGCCAUAUACAAAGAUCAGUAUGAAAAAGACAUAGUGAAAGCUUUGAAAAAUAUCAGAUCUGAAAUUGUAGCAGACUACGAACAUGACGACCCUGUGUACACACAAACUGCUGACAUAGACAACAUGCAGAUUCCAACGUUUACUGUCCCCAAAGUACCUGUGCAAACAAGGCAGGAUGUACCAGUGUCCACUGGCAUACAAACACCUUCGAGCUCAAGGCCGGGAGAAGGCUCAAGUCGCGAGACUGGUGAUGUUGCUAUGGAAACAGUUGAAGAGGAAGAGGAUGAUGACUCACCUGUUGAUGUGAAACUGUUAUAAAAUUGAGAAAAACUUGACACCAAAGAGAGGAUGAUGCGAAAGAUUAUACACAAUCCGAUCGCAAUGAGACUAGUACACUCCCCCUAUGCUAAAGAAAUAUUUCGUAUUAGUGAUGAUGUCGUCAAUGAUCUACGAAAUCCAAAGAAAGUUGAACGAAUGAUCCAGAGUGAUUUAACUUUGCAAUGGGAAUUACAAUUUUCAAAGUUUGACAUCCGACGAGAGUUAUCUGGAAUGCAUGCGAAAAAGUUUCAAUCAAACAAUAUUUUGUAUAAUAAGAUUCAUUCGGAUGUUUUGGACAGGGAACGCGGACGUACAUAUCGUAGUGUAAGUUCAAGGUAUGAAACUGAAGGACAGAAAAAACGGGACAGACGAAGGCAACGUGUGGAGGAAACUAUGAACAAAAACCCACAUGUAGGUGGCUUCAAUUCUGGAGGGAACUACUUCCGCCUAAAAAAGGCUCUUGAUAACCCAGCCCAGCUGAGACAGGCAAUGAGAGACCGGGAAAAUGGCACGACUGGUUCCUCCCUCAUCACCAUAGACAGCGAGAUUUUUGAUCUAAUGAAGGACCCCUAUCUUCUGAUAGGAGUACUUUAUCAGGAAACUGAACUUCUGCAUAAGUUGUCAAUGAACUACACUGACAUGUUCCUGAAGAUGCUUCAGGGACUCAAUGGCUACUCCACCUACACAACCUGUCACAACCCUAAUCAAAAUUGGAACCGCAUGCGUAUGUUUGAGAUGAUGCGAUACGCUGAUAAGGACAAGAUAAGAGGUCCAGAAGACCUGAUGAUGAUGAUGGAGAUGGCUGGACCAAGAAUGCGAAAGAACAUGCGACGACACCCGAUGUUUGACAUGGACGAAGAUGACGACGAAAUGCAAAUGAUGAUGAGAGAUAUGAUGAUGAUGAGGGACAUGAGACCGGACAAAAUGGACGACAUGAGAAUGAAUAUGAUGCACCCCAUGCACAGAAUGGAUAUGGAACGCAAGAGAAGAAUGGAAGAUAUGAACAGAGCCUCCAGAAAAGGGUCAGGCUCUAAAUCUCCGGCCUACUAUUCAGUAAACUCUGAUGAACCAAGUGGUAGUUCUGGAAUUAUCGGAUCUGCCGUGGGCAAGGUGAAAGAUUUUCUUACUGGUGGUAAAAGCAAAGAGAAGAAAGAUGAUAAAGAGAAAAAAGACAAUAAAGAAAAGAAAGAUGAAAAGGUCAAGACAGAGAUGAAUGAUGACAAAGAGAAGAAAGAUGAUAAAGAGAAGAAAGAUGAAAAGGACAAGACAGAGAAGAAAAAUGAUAAAGAGAAGAAAGAUGAAAAGGACAAGACAGAGAAGAAAAAUGAUAAAGAGAAGAAAGAUGAAAAGGACAAGACAGAGAAGAAAGAUGACAAAGAGAAGAAAGAUGACAAAAAGAAAAAAGACAAGAAGGUUAAAGAGGAUGAAAAAAACAAGCAGGAACAGACAACACUGGAUAGUGACGAAUUGGAUCAAGAUGGUCCGAAAUCCAACUCCCUGGAGAUUGAUGCGGCCCCGCCUAUUAGGAGAGUUGAGGGUACUCCAGAUAUCAUUCCACGGCCGGUGGAUCGACAUUCCACAUCCCCUGUCCAUGCCCGACCCCAGGGAUCUAGUGGGGGCCAUCCAAGUGAUAGUUCAAUCAGCCGCACUGGCAAUGUAGUGACAUCAACAACAAGUAGUACCACAGUGUCCCCAGCUGUAAGUAAUAAUGUGUCAAGUCUUGGACCAGCAUCAGCAGCAUUGUCCGUGUCUGAGGUGACGCCGAUGGAGAUCGAUCCCUUCCCAUCUCUUAUGACUCUCAAGGACAGUACACCAGAACAGAGCCAUUCAUCAGAGACAAUACCGAAAAAAACCUUCAAUUUCCCAAAUCCUGGGGUAGUCUCGAGGUCUAGCACUGUCAACCCGACCCAACAGGAAUCGGGACAAAGUACACAAAUCUCCGUCCCUCAGGCUUCUGGGAGCCGCAGUGCCACACAGACGCAAGUACGUCCACGCCCCUCAGCUUUCAACUCUUCCCCACCACCAUCUGAGGCAAAAAAGACUAAAAUAACUGAUAAUGAAAGCCUUGAUCAGGAGGUUUCAAUAGACGCUGACCCCAGUAUGGAGACUACUACUACUGCCACCAGCAAAGCCAAGACUUAUUCAACAGAAAGCGGAAACACCCACACAAUUUUCCAUCAACGACCAGAUUGCACCACCAAGAUCACACUGUCUAAUAAAAAGGGAGCUGCCCAGCCAAACAUUCAGAUUGGUGAUGAUAAUUUCAUGGUUGUACAUAGUGGGGCAGGCACAUCAAAUGUCACAAGGAAGCAAAUCCCUGCAAAACUCACCAAGUCAACAAGAAAGGCGACGCCCAAUGACUUUGAGAUUGUAGCUGACAACAUUGGUUCAGAUGUUCGUGUACUGUCCAGGCAACUUGAUAUUAAUUUUUCUGCUAUGGAUCAGAUUGAAAUCGAUUUUAGGUCGGAAGGAACCUACGAGGUGUGUUUCCAGAUGUUGAGGAGAUGGUUAAGUGCAAAUAGAAAGGCUACUAUUGAUGUGUUGGCACGGGCGCUCAGUAAAAUUAACAGGAACGACAUCGCAAACAAGUUACAUUAGUAACUAAUGUUGGAUUGACAAAUAUCCGAUAUAUACUAGAUAGAUAUACGAUAAUUAAGUUAUUGUUGAGAAUGCGACAGUAUUGAAUACAAAUAGUUGUAGUAGUUUUGGGUAAAAUGACAAAUUAAUUUUUUAAGUAAUUCAAAUUGAAAUAAAUAUGCUUAGUAUUUAUAUGUAAAUAUACCAUAUUUAUUUACAAAUAAGCCCCCUUCUUUGUAUUUACAAAAUCAACAAUAUCAAAAUUAUAGUAAUCUAAAAGUGGUUCACAUAUAAGCCCUCCCAGCCUUUCAUUCCGAACUUUUACACAAGGGAUGGAGACUAUUUUUGAGGAUGAAUAUGGUGUAUAGAUUGAUUCUGAUGACAAACAUGCAAUAUGUACAGGAUUUACAAUCCUCCGACAGUCAGCUAACAAAAUUAAUACGAUAAAUGUAGUGCAUCAUUAUCGCCUAAUUAUUAUUUUUGCAAAUGGCUCCAUUGAUAACGGAGUUUUACACUUUAAAACAAGUUGAUUGAAAUAUAGAUAAUUUCAUGAUGCAGUGUAUAAUGAUAGUCUGUAUUUCUUUCAGAUUGACUUUGAAACUUGAUAUAUUUGUGGUGUUUUGGUGACUUGAUUAAUUAAAACUCUAUAACAUAUGUAUUUAGUAGUUAAUACAGCCCAAAAGUCUUUCCAACAUGGAUGUACAAACUUGAUAAGACAAGGCUCUGUAGCAUUUUACAUGGGUACAUAUUCAUAGGUUACACUCAUUAUAGAUUUUAAAUUUUCUUUCUUUUCGGAAACUUUCAAGAAAAUAUUCAAAAGUCAAGACGUUUAAAAACCAAAAAAUUCAAUUACAUUAAUAAGGUAAUGCACAUACAUAUUUGUUUGUUAAUUUGUUUAUUUGUUUUUUGUUUUUUGGUCAUCGAGGUAAAUCAUUACGGUAUAGAUUGUUUUCGUUAUAUGAUAUGUACAUGUAUAUUGCUUUGCAUAGAUCAUUAUUUUCAAAUGUGAUUAUCCUAUUUAUUAUUUCGGGACCUCCUAGACAUCGUUUUUGGUCAAAAUUUUUCAUGCGCAAAACAUACGGAUAGAAGUUUUUUUUUCCGCAUUUUCAGCACCAAAAAGUACCUGCGCAAAUUACACUGUUGCUCAAAUUACACAAGUUUUUAUGGUAAUGAGAAUUUGAGUGUGUCAGAAUUUAAUAACCACAGAAAAGUUGUAACAAUUUAAUAGGAUAAUGCUGCCUCUUUUGUAACAUGCCACAAAAUAGUCCUACAUUGUGGAUCAUAUAUAGAAAACAUGCAUCAAAAUUCAAAAUGCAUUUAGUAGACAAUUUUUCCAUUUAUUUCUUUUCCCAUGUAGAUGAGAUAUGUGCAUGUUAUUACAAAAACAGUUUCACUGUCAUAUAAAGAAAAGGUUUCAUUGCAUUUUGGUAUUUUAAUUGAUUUAAUAUAAUAAAUGAUAUUGCACAGUUAGCACAUACUGUUAUGUUCAUUCUCGGCCCCCAUCGACUAUCAAACUUAUCUCUAUACCAAAAAACAAAGGGAAGUAACUCUGAUAGAUCAGAUACAUAAUACAUCCAAGUCGUGUUACACAUGAUGACAUGACAUAUAUCAUGAUGGAUAUUGGAAGAAAAUUAUGUGGAAUAACAUGACUGUGUAGAGAAGACCAACAUCACAAUAUUGUCUUAGUAUUGGAAACACACUUUUGAGUCAAAAACUUUUGAUUUUCGUUUUUUUUUUCCUGGCAAUUGAUGACAGCUUCUUCACUCUCGUGUAUAUAAUUUUGUGAUAAAUAGCAUAUUACGGUCGUCUCAAUUUGACAUACACCUAGUAAAAGCCCCUGAUCGAUUAUAAGAACUUCUUUAUAAAGACAGUAUGAAAAUGGUUACUUGUGAUUUAAGAUCUUGUAAUGUAUACUAAUUAGCAUAUAUAUGAAGAUUUUAUUCAUAAAAAAAAAUGAAAAAAAAAAAAUGUGAUACCUAUACAUGCAUGUACCAAGCAUUCA
Molecule: messenger RNA, 5889 nt
Organism: Pecten maximus
Lineage: Eukaryota; Metazoa; Mollusca; Bivalvia; Pectinida; Pectinidae
Product: rho-associated protein kinase let-502-like
Biological process (GO): signal transduction; protein phosphorylation
Cellular component (GO): cytoplasm
Molecular function (GO): protein binding; protein kinase activity; ATP binding
Source: RefSeq, a predicted model, not a curated record